Echinops telfairi (small Madagascar hedgehog) is the source of this 2049-nucleotide messenger RNA. RefSeq names its product solute carrier family 5 member 4-like. Gene Ontology annotation, molecular function: D-glucose:sodium symporter activity. The record is from RefSeq and is a predicted model, not a curated record. Gene Ontology annotation, cellular component: plasma membrane. NCBI's taxonomy places the organism in Eukaryota, Metazoa, Chordata, Mammalia, Afrosoricida, Tenrecidae. The transcript has 15 exons. Gene Ontology annotation, biological process: transmembrane transport; sodium ion transport.
AUGGCCAGCACAAUUAGCCCCAGCACCACGGCUGCGGUGCCGGAGCUACCUGAAAUGUCAAGGCGCAUCCAAAAUGCUGCUGACAUCUCUGUCAUUGUCAUCUAUUUUGUGGUGGUGAUGGUGGUCGGGCUGUGGGCCAUGCUGAAGACUAAUCGGGACACUGUUGGAGGCUUCUUCCUGGCUGGUCGAAAUGUGGCCUGGUGGCCGAUGGGCGCCUCCCUUUUUGCCAGCAACAUUGGCAGUGGCCACUUCGUGGGGCUGGCUGGGACUGGAGCGGCUUCAGGCAUUGCCACUGCAGCAUUUGAAUGGAAUGCUUUGCUGCUGUUGUUAGUGCUGGGGUGGUUUUUCGUCCCUAUAUACAUCAAGGCAGGGGUGAUGACCAUGCCAGAAUAUCUGAAGAAGCGCUUUGGUGGGAAGCGGCUCCAAAUCUACCUCUCCAUCUUAUCCCUCUUCAUUUGCGUGGCUUUAAGAAUCUCGUCAGACAUAUUCUCGGGAGCUAUAUUCAUCAAGCUUGCCUUGGGGCUGGAUCUUUACCUGGCGAUCGUCAUCCUUUUGGCUAUCACUGCUGUUUACACAAUCACCGGGGGCUUGGCCUCAGUCAUUUACACCGACACCCUUCAGACCGUCAUCAUGCUGAUAGGCUCAUUGAUUCUCACGGGGUUUGCAUUUGCCAAAAUUGGUGGCUAUGAGAAUUUCACAGAGCAGUACAUGAAUGCUAUCCCAUCGAUAGUCAAGGGGGACAACCUGACGAUCAGCCCCAGAUGCUACACUCCGCAGGAAGACUCAUUCCACAUUUUCCGAGAUGCUGUCACCGGGGAUAUUCCAUGGCCAGGCAUGGUUUUUGGAAUGACCAUUGUGGCUGUGUGGUACUGGUGCACAGAUCAGGUCAUUGUGCAGCGCUGCCUUUCAGGCAAGGACAUGUCUCAUGUGAAGGCUGCCUGUAUUAUGUGUGGGUACCUGAAGCUGCUGCCUAUGUUCCUCAUGGUGAUGCCUGGGAUGAUCAGCCGUAUCCUGUACACAGAUAAGGUGGCGUGUGUGGUACCCUCUGAGUGUGUGAAACACUGUGGUACUGAAGUUGGCUGCACUAACUAUGCCUACCCACUGCUGGUGCUGGAACUGAUGCCUGAUGGUCUGCGAGGUCUGAUGCUGUCCGUCAUGUUGGCCUCUCUCAUGAGCUCCCUGACCUCCAUCUUCAACAGCGCCAGCACCCUCUUCACCAUGGACCUCUACACCAAGAUUCGGAAGCAAGCAUCAGAGAAAGAGCUCCUUAUCGCUGGACGGUUAUUUAUCAUUUUAUUAAUUGUUGUCAGCAUUGUAUGGGUCCCAUUUGUGCAGAUAUCUCAAAACGGACAACUGUUUCAUUACAUAGAAUCCAUUUCUAGCUACCUGGGGCCUCCAAUUGCAGCUGUCUUCCUACUGGCCAUCUUCUGUAAAAGAGUCAAUGAACAGGUAACUGAAUCCUGGGGAAUACAUUCUCUGAAGAAAUGGGGAAAAUGGUUUGUUUUUUCUGGGAUAGCAAAAGGCAUCCUUUUCACCCUGUCUAUCUCAGUAUUGGCUUCAGGCAGCCACAGUUCCUGAUUGCCUUUCAUGUGUAUCACUAUCUAGUGCAUAACCACUUACUUAUUUUAUGGGAUUAUCGUGUUUUAUUGUAAACACUGUAUCACUGAUGGAUUUCUGUAUCACUGAUGGAUGUCUGUGUCACUGAUGGAUUUCUGUAUGGUCUUUGGUCAGCUCUAUCGCCUGUGCUGGUCCCUUCGAAACUGUACAGAGGAACGAAUUGAUUUAGAUGCAGAAGAGAAAAGACCAGAAGAAGCUGAUGAUGAUGUUGAAGAAGAUCAUCCUGAAAAGCCUCGUGGGUGUUUCAGGAAGGCUUAUGAUUUAUUCUGCGGGUUGGAGAGAAAGGGCCCCAAACUGACGCAAGAGGAGGAAGCAGCCCUGAGGAAGAAGCUGACGGACACCUCGGAGAAGCCUCUGUGGAGGACGGUCGUGAACAUGAACGCGCUCCUGCUGCUGGCAGUCGCCGUCUUCGCCUUUGGCUACUUCGCUUGA